ACGCGCCCUGCUGACCAGUCCGUAUCGAGACCAUACGGGAAGGUACAGAGGUGGUUCGGUAACCGUUGUUCAGGAACCCCAGGACGUUUCUUCGCUUGUGUUUUUAUUUAUUUAAAUGUUUAAAGGCUCUUGAACUCGUGAAAUACUCUGCUGUUUCAUUAAAAUGCCUCUGCUUGAUGAAUUAGGGAGGUUAAGUGGCGUUUUUCUAGCCGUUUUACUUCGAUUUACUUUUCAAGGUGCACACUGUGAACUGGUGGUUUCUCCUGCUGGUCCUACUCAGGUGAAUGCAAUAGUUGGCAGCAACUUGACUCUGGCUGUGUCCUUCAGUGGUGCCCCUGACCCAGUGGUUAUCUGGUUAAUGGGAGAUUUACCUGUUGUCACAUGGACUAUUGGCUCCAGUGUUCCCCCAGACAUACCUGAAAACAUGAGGAAGGUGCUGAAGGUUGAACAAAAUGGAUCCCUUACUUUUGUAAAUGUGUCGCUUGGGUUUGCCAGUAACUACACCGUUAAAAUGACCAAGUCUGGAGUGGGCAAUGCUGUGUUGAGUUUCACCCUGAAAGUAUUUGAAAACAUCCAGAAUGUGACGCUCAGUACGCAGCCUGACUUUGCCAAAGAGGGAACUGAUCUGUUCAUCCUGCAGUAUAGCAUGUUGCAAGGAGUGGUUGAGCACCAGAUGUGGUUCUUCAAUGACAUACCUAUAAAAACUAACUCGCACUACUUGAUGGAGCCAAGGAGCCUUGUGAUCCUCCGACCAAACCGAAGUGACGCAGGACAGUACACUGUGUUACUGACAAACCCCUUCAGCAGUGUGACAACUCACAUCAAUGUCACUGUGCUGUAUGGACCAGAUGAGCCUGUGCUUGAGGCCCAUCCAGCUCAGCCUUUCUAUGUAGCAGAGGACUCUCUGAGCCUCUCCUGCCAUGCUGAGGGAUUCCCGCAGCCAACUGUACAGUGGGACUUUGGUGGUCAGAUGCUUUCUGAUACCCACAAAGGAGUUUUAAAUCUAACAAAUGUGCGAACCAGCCAAGGAGGCAUUUAUACAUGCACGGUGCUCAAUGAAAAGACUAAAGAAAAACGCCAAAAGAGCACAAAUUUAAAUGUUUAUGAGACACCAUCAGGCAACCCGAUGUGCUCUGUGGGCUCCGUGAGCAACGUCAACCUGCAGUAUCACUGUCAGUGGCCAGGGGGAACCCCACAGGCCAUGCUGUCUUUCCCAGAACUGAGCAACACUAGCAGUGGGACCGGAAACUUCAGCCUAACUGUCCCAGCCUCUGAUAACCUCAAUAGGCAAACUGUCACAUGUUUGGCAGACCACCCAGUUGAACAGAAAAAUUGCAGUAUUACUGCAAGUAGUCCAGCACAGUUCCUCUCAGCUGUGAGAACCACACAUGACUCUGAGGGCAAAAUAGUGGUCACUAUCUACUGUGUCAGUGAUGCCUCGCCUAAAGCUGUUGUAUCCUGGUCCAGAGACAGCGGGGCCAUCACCAGCGGGACUGCUUACCAGAUCAGCAGUGACACCACACAGCUCAUGAUGGUUGAUUACAAUGUCAGCAACUUUCUCCUCCAAAACUACACAUGUACCUGUCGCAACCCACUGGGCAGCCAGAGCAGGGAAAUACAGUUACAAGGGCCGUCGGUCUCAAAUUCCAUUUUGUUCCCUAAUCAAGAUGGAACCGUCGUCACACUGACCUGGGAGAUCCCACCUACCUCUAUUGUUACAGGGUUUGACAUUCAGAUGAAAGGACCAGACCUCCUGAGCACAAAUCAUACUGGCAUCCAAACAAGGGGCAGUUCAGACGGAUAUCGCACCAUCCAGCAGAAACCUGGCUCUGCUCGGAGUACGGACAUCUUUGGCCUCGAGCCCAAACUGACAUACCAGUUUCGGGUCAUUCCCAGAGCUAAUAUGACUGAAGGAGUGCCAUCUGUGGUCCACAUAGUCGGUCCAGGAGAAGGGCUGAGCAGCGCUGCCAUAGCUGGCAUUGCAGCUGGAAUCCCAUGCAGUCUCCUCUUCCUGCUCCUGCUGGGUGGCCUCAUCUUCCUCUGUGUCUACUGCAACAGAAAGAAAAGCCGACAGAGAAGAUAUCCAGUGUCCAAAGCAGUUGAGAAGGCAAUAACAAUCCAGUCAGCUACAGCUCCUCAUAACCUGCUGACAGGAGGGAUGAAGUCACCCACUGACUACAACCGAUUACAGCAGACUCGCUCUGAAAGGCCAGUAUCUCUCCCCAUGUUUGUUCCUCCAGAGCCUGUCAGAGUUGCUACAAUUGUCUAAACUCCAAAGUUUUUGAUGGGUAUACUAAUUUUGUGUAG
This is a messenger RNA of Monopterus albus (swamp eel), 2307 nucleotides long. RefSeq names its product V-set and immunoglobulin domain containing 10 like (gene vsig10l). Lineage: Eukaryota; Metazoa; Chordata; Actinopteri; Synbranchiformes; Synbranchidae. The coding region runs from base 164 to 2269 and encodes 701 amino acids. The transcript is spliced from 12 exons. The record is from RefSeq and is a predicted model, not a curated record. Gene Ontology annotation, molecular function: protein binding.